AACUUCCUGUGACGUCUCGCGCGACAUGAGCAUGUGGGGUUUGGAUACCGUAACCUUAUGUGUGUGCGGUAACCCGUAAAAGGCUUGCAUAUUGUGCGUUUUGGCAAAGUGAUGACAUGCAUAUGACCACGGAGAUCGCUCCGAGAGGCCCGUUGGGGCUUGGGGAUGCAGUGCCACUUCGGGCGUGACGGCACUUGUGGCUUCUCUUCUGCCUGGGUCUUGCUCAGGACCUUCCGGGGUGGUGCUGGGCCGCCAUGCCCGCUUACUGUGUCCAGAGCAACCCUGCAAGAGGGGAGACAGCUGACGGUGGUGGGGGCAUGAAGUCGAGUCUGCUGUUCCGGGACCAGGUGGCAGCCAUGGUUCAGUGGUUUGAACUGUGGAACCCCUGUGAGCAGACAGUGGGGCUCUACUCCCUCCUGCGUCGCCUGGGACCAACCCAGGCACGAUUCCUCGCCCUUGUCUUGGAGCGCUCUCUAGCACACUGCACUGAGCUCCAUCAACGAGAGAGGCAUGCGAAUGACCCUGCGUACAUUGAAGGCCUUAGUCAAGAGCCUCGUGAGCACGCCUUGGGCCAGCUCCUGGGGCUGCUUCCGCUCCUCAGCCCUGGCAAUCAGGCAGCCAAACAGGCAUACCUCGCCCUCAUCCCUCAGGUGUUGGCGCAUGCACUGGAACGUCCACAGCCCUUGGUGGAAGCAGCCCGUCAGCUGUUAUCGUAUUCACUCAUUCAUCCUGCUAUUUCUUCACGGGAAGACCGCCGCUUGCUCACCCUGUGGUUGAGGCACUUGGAAGAACGCAUUGCCAGCACGGCUAGGUUCCCAGAACAGGUAGGUGGUGGAGUGGAAACUGAGCUGUCUAAUGGGCACUGCUCCGUUGGAUCUUCGUGGCCAUGCAUGUCAAGUGGGGGGGAGUAUCAAAGUGGGGGACUGCCCGGAGUCUGCCCUCCUGGUGGCCUGUCAGGGGGACUUCCUGGGGGCUGCAGGAGUUACUGCCCCGCAGAGCUGGGGAGCUUGGGCGGGUCCCUGCCCCCUGGCUUGGAUUCUAGCCACAUGAUUCACCAUCCUCUUAACAAUGUCCUCUCAUCAGAAGCACCAUCAGCUCCAACAGGUUCAGCUCAGCUGCGUAGGAGCAACAGUCUCACACCCCCGUGCUCAUCUAGCAUGCUGUUGCACGGAGCCCCUUUCCAGUGGCAACGUGCUCCGCAGAGUAACAGCCAACAGCAGAACGGGAUGGGGGUUUCCCCCCCUAGCGAAUGGCGUCUGCCUCAGGGGGAGCCCGGUGCCCCACCCCUGUCCCCACAAAGCAGCAUCGGUUCUUCAGGCUCAGAUGGCCAGACAACAGAAGAACAGCAGACAACCUUCAAUACAGACGGCAUGCGGGACGUCCCGGGCUGGUUGAAGAGCCUGCGGCUGCACAAGUAUGCGCACCUCUUUUCCCACAUGACAUAUGAUGAGAUGAUGGAACUAACUGAAGAGAAACUGGAAACACAGAAUGUCACUAAGGGUGCCAGGCACAAGAUAGUAGUAAGCAUCCGGAAGCUGAAUGAGAGGCCUGCAACUCUGCAAGCUCUGGAGAAGGGCUUGGAGGAAGGCGGUGACAUUCGAGCAGCCUUACAAGAGCUGAAGGCGAUGCUGCAGACCCCAAUGAAAAGUUGCACAGAGAACCAACGCUCGGACCAGGGUUACUCCUCCUCCCCAGGAAGCAAGGAAGAUGACUCCCCAGAAAGUCCCCCUUCCUCCUUGGAGUCAUGCCCUCCAGUAACACCAGCUGGAGGAGAGCAGCUGGGAGACCUUCCCGCACUUUUCACGCGGGUUGUUGGAAAAGUGUGUACCAACAUCCUGGUGUCAUCGAGGACAGACGACGAGGACCUCAACCUCUUCCUGAUGCUGGUGGACAAGUGCCUGUCGCAUGAUUCAUUCAGCCCAACUCAGAAACGGCGUCUGUUCUCGUGGAAGCAACAGGUGCAAAAAGUGUGGCAUCCCCUGCCGGCCAGGAGGUCAUUAGAUGCACGACGCCAAGGACGUUGGAACGGAGCGUUACCAGCCAAUGAAGCAUUGGUAGGGAGUGCACUGGGAGGGCUGUUCCCAAAGGGAGCAGUACGUGUUCCCGGUCCUUCCUCUUUGAGGCUACCGCCCCUACGUGGGGCUGCGCCCCAUCUGUCGUUCUUCCCUGAUGGAGGUCCUCUUGCCAUGGUGAUGAAGCGGCCUAGUCUGCAGGAGCACCUCAACAAGCCCCACGUGGCAGUGCAGAGGACCCACUCGGCACCCGUCAGGCCUGCAGUCCCAGUAUAUAAGCCUUCUUCAGGGGUGCGUGCACCAGCAGACAACUCGGCCAACGACCCGGAGCUCAACAACCGACUGGAAUCCCUCUGCCGGAGCGUCACAGAGCAUGCCCUUGGUGGUUCGGAUGGGAUGCUUCCUUUCUGACAACCUGCACGGACAACUUCCCAGAGUGCCUUUUAGUUUUCAUCAUUGCCCUUAGUUACUGCGGAGCUGUCCGAGCCCUCCCCCCCUUCCGACCCACGUGCCUUAGGCUCAGACGGACUCGACAUCACGAGAGGAGCUCGCUACGUCAUGUUUUUUUUACCCAUUUGUUGUCCCCCUUUUUAAGUUGUCUCACGCGCUUGUUUUGCAGUUGAGAGACUCUUCUCGUGACAGAGAAAGAGAGGGAAAAAAGAGAUAUUGGCCAGGUGCCAUAAAUGUAGAGAGUUUUAUUUUGCCCGUAUUAUUUUAAAGACAGAGUUUUAUCGCGCUUUUUCGUCCGCUGGGGCUCGCAUCCGACUCGCUGAGGGUGUUGCAUCGCGCAGGUGUUGAUGCAGCUGCGGAUAAUGGGUUCAUCAGUCUUUGAAAGCGCAAGUCAACGCGGAAGCGUGCGCACCUUUAUUUGACGGUUUGACAGAAUGUUGACCCCCCUAUUUGUUUGGCCCUAGAAGACUACAUGGGCCGCAGGAGCAAAUGACGAGGAUGUGGUGCUGUGCGGCUCACAAAACAUAUGCUUCCACUGAAUGUAAGGUUCGUUGGAAACUGGUGCAAGAGAAUGCUGUUGACAGUGCGUGUUGAAAUGAUUGUCAAAUAAAUCUACUAUCAUGUA
Molecule: messenger RNA, 3087 nt
Organism: Ornithodoros turicata
Lineage: Eukaryota; Metazoa; Arthropoda; Arachnida; Ixodida; Argasidae
Gene: smg
Product: protein Smaug homolog 2-like
Exons: 16
Coding region: 255-2423 (722 amino acids)
Biological process (GO): nuclear-transcribed mRNA poly(A) tail shortening; regulation of mRNA stability; negative regulation of translation
Cellular component (GO): P-body
Molecular function (GO): mRNA binding; protein binding; translation repressor activity
Source: RefSeq, a predicted model, not a curated record